AUGAAAGGAAAAUCUCCUGACGAAGUUAACCAUAAAACUUUACGUUAUUUCUGGCAUAUAACGGACUUUCAUUAUGAUCCAUUGUAUACAUCACAAGGUGAUACAAGAAAACAUUGCCGUCGAACCGAUGAACGGGGCAGUUCAGGCCACCAUCGGGCACUCGGACGAUUCGGUGACUACUCAUGCGAUAGCUCAUUAGAUCUCAUACAAUCAGCACUGCGGUAUAUGCGUACCAGGCAUUCGGAAAAUGUUGAAUUCGUGCUAUGGACUGGAGAUAUCAUAGCCGCCGGAUACCAUACGAAUGAGGAUGACAGGUACCAGGCGAUAAGAAACAUGACGGAGUUACUACGAAUGACAUUUAGCUCGCAUUUCGUUUUCCCCGUAUUGGGGCAUACGGAUCCAGCCCCUUCAGAGAGGUUAACGAAUUUAUGGAGCCAUUGGUUGCCCAUGGAAGCUUUGCAAACCCUGAAAAAUGGUGGAUACUACACAAUAGAGCAAACACAGAGCAAACUUCGAAUUGUAGCUCUAAAUACAAACCUAUUUACAUUACGAGAAGAAAACACGCUACCUGCCCGUCGACAGUGGGAGUGGCUGGAAAAAGUCCUCGAUAAAGCUACUACAAAUAAAGAGAUGGUAUACAUAGUGGGCCACGCUGCACCUGGUUCGGAUUCCCGGUACAAUACGUUGUCCGUGGACGCGAACGGGAAGUAUCUACGAUUGGUUCGCCGCUACGCGCGUAUCAUUGCCGGUCAAUUCUUUGGCCAUUUGCAUGCUGAUACCUUCCGUGUUAUAUACGAUAAAGAAAAUCCCGUAUCCUGGGCUUUAUUAGCACCCUCCGUUAGCCCACACCGAGAGCGAGGAGGUUCCUCUAACCCUGGCCUCAGGCUGUAUAAGUUUGAUACCGACACAGGAAAGGUCUUGGACUAUACACAAAUCUACUUGGAUCUAGAGACGGCCAAUCGUGCAGAUUCAGGAGCGGAGUGGAUAGCGGAAUAUAAUCUCACACAGUAUUACGGCCUUCGCGAUGUAUCUGCCGAGUCUCUCCAUAAUUUAGCUGAAAAACUGCGAAUUGCUUCUCCACAUGAAACGUCGUACUUUAAUAAGUACAUACGAGCAUACAGCGUUAAAUAUGACAGCGCACACAACUGCGAUGGUGCGUGUGCGCAUCAACACUUCUGCGCAAUCACGUGUCUUGAGCAUGUAGCGUAUAGACAGUGUGUGGAGGCUGCAGCCAGCGCACUCGCAGCUUCUGGGCGAUCUGUUGCGCUUGCUCCGCUUGUGAAUGUAGUAUUUGCCCUUUUAUUUAUUGUACUAAGCUUUUGUUAG
Pieris macdunnoughi is the source of this 1326-nucleotide messenger RNA. The record is from the annotation of a GenBank genome assembly. Lineage: Eukaryota; Metazoa; Arthropoda; Insecta; Lepidoptera; Pieridae.